ACUGUAAACCUUGAUACCGCUGCCUCCUGGAUCAGAUUGGCUACAUUGAGCGAGGCUAACUUUUAGCUUCUACUGUACCGUAGAGAUGAGUUUUCUUGGGGGUUUAUUUGGUCCUGUCUGUGAGAUAGACGUACUGCUGAACGAUGCAGAAAACAGAAAAACAGCUGAGUUGAAGACCGAAGAUGGGAAAGUAGAGAAACAUUAUCUGUUCUACGACGGAGAGUCUGUGUCUGGGAAGGUGAAUUUAAAUGUGAAGCAGGGAGGAAAGCGCCUCGAGCACCAGGGCAUUCGCAUUGAGUUUGUCGGCCAGAUUGAGCUGUUUUCUGAUAAGAGCAACACCCAUGAGUUUGUGGACUUGGUGAAAGAGUUGGCUUUACCUGGAGAACUCACUCAGAACAGAAGCUAUGACUUCGAGUUCAUGCAGGUGGAGAAGCCCUAUGAAUCGUAUACUGGAGCUAAUGUCAGGCUAAGAUACUUCCUCAAAGUAACAAUAGUUCGUCGUUUAUCUGACUUGGUAAAGGAAUAUGAGCUCAUCAUCCAUCAGUUAGCCACCUACCCAGAUAUCAACAACUCUAUUAAGAUGGAAGUUGGCAUAGAAGACUGUCUUCAUAUUGAAUUUGAAUACAAUAAAUCCAAAUACCACCUUAAGGAUGUGAUUGUAGGAAAGAUUUACUUCCUGUUGGUCAGGAUCAAGAUUCAACACAUGGAGCUCCAGCUCAUCAAGAAGGAGAUAACAGGCAUCGGGCCCAGUACUACCACAGAGACAGAGACUGUUGCCAAGUAUGAAAUCAUGGACGGAGCUCCAGUUAAAGGAGAGUCGAUACCUAUCAGGCUGUUCCUGGCAGGAUACGACCUCACACCCACCAUGAGAGAUGUUAACAAGAAGUUCUCUGUUCGGUACUUCCUAAAUCUGGUGCUGGUUGACGAAGAAGACAGGAGAUAUUUUAAGCAACAGGAGAUUGUUCUGUGGAGAAAAGCUCCAGAGAAGCUGAGAAAAAGAAACUUCCAUCAGCGCUACGAGUCUCCAGAGUCCCAAACCCAGCCUGUUAAUGCAGAACAGCCAGAGAUGUGAGGCCGACCUUACUGAACUGAGAACACAGACCAAUGCUUCACUGCUGAACAGCCAGAGGUGUAUGUCCCUGGACUGAGCAAUUACACAUGCAUUCUGACAUACGAGUCAUUAAACAGCUUGAAAUCUAAGCUGUCCUACCACAGUUAUUCUUGAGGACUGACACACAGUUGCACAUAGAUGCACAAGCAUACUGUCAAAGUCUGCGGAAUGUUGAUGAUACAGGACUACCAUUCAUGUUGAUGCAGCUAAGUUAAGCAAGCAAAUCUGUGAUCUCGAAGUCUGAAACAGAAAAUGAAGCCAUAGUAUCUUUUUUUUUUUUAAGAUUAUAUACAUCUCUGUGCAAUAUAAAACAAAAGGAAAAAUAGAAAAGUUGUAUAAUGUCCCAAGAUGACCACUACAUUUACCCUAGUCUUCUGCAGCAGGUGCUUCUAUUUUUCAGUAUACUGAAUGGUAGAAUCUCAGAAAACAACAAUUCUCCCUCCACCAUCUACGGAAUAGCACAUCAAUUUAUCUGAUUGGUGAUUUAACAUGUUCAAAGGUAUGAGCUUCAAGGUUAAAGUAAGUUGGAGCACUUUGUAUUAAAAUACCGGAGCAAGGUUACGGUCAAUUCUGCUUUCGUUCUAGAUAAUAUAGCAUGGUAAUUUCCAAUUCACAAGUACCAUAUUUUCAAGAAUAUGUUGCAGGUUUCUCAUGAGUUUGAGAGGUCCUGCGACUUCUAUUCCGAAAAAUCGUGUAUUCAUUACUACUAAUAAUGCUAACUUUUUAUAUAGGGCUUUCCCAGUAAUCAAAGCACUAGACAAAAUAAACUCCAGUAAUAAAAUAAUAAAUGUCAGUCAUAAAAAUACACUACAACAAUGCACAAAAUCCUAAAUUCGAGACCUGGUAAUGCAUAAAAGUGACUUGCACUCUGGAAAACUGUAACUCCAUUAGAGAGAAAUACACACUUUAAAAAAAAGCUUCCCCCCUCCACUAAAUCAAAGCAAACUUUAUUUAAUACACUGCAGGUUUGUCUUAAACUGAUGACAGUUGUAGAGUUGGGUUAUACCUAGUCAACAUGAAAGGAAAUUAUUCGAUUCUUCACCCUUCAGGGUGGGAAAACUUUUUUGUAUUGCUGAGACAUGGUUAAGUAGGAGGUAUGGAAUCUGUUACGUUCUGGAAUCUGUUUGACACAAGUAUUUGUCAGGAGAGUAUGUGGGAGUGUACCUUCUAGUACUGGAGAGGAUCUGCAAUUUCAGGGAAAUCAACAGGUGAUGUCUCAGUCUGCUGAUAAUGGUGACAGUGAAAGGAAUUUCAUGGUAUUGAAAGAUUGUGAACAUCCAAAGGGCAACUAUUCAGGAAAAAUUGCUUUCCCGGAAAGGAAAGAUGUGUGUACACACACACACAGGGGAUGGAGUUUCUGGAAUUUUAAGAUUUGUCAUUUGGUUAUGUAAGUAAAAUGCAACAUAUUGAAUUGGUGGUGGUUGUGUUUUUUUGUUGUUGUUGUUUUUUUGGGGGGUGCACAUGUUAUUCUUGGACUUGGACUUUGUCCCACCUUACAUUAAGGAAGCCUGCAUAGUGCCCAUUGGACAAAUGUCUUAAAUGUGUUAUGGAAAUUGUUACUAAUUUUAAAGUGGAGUUAUGCUUAAUUGCAAAAGGAAGAUAUUUGUGCCCAAAACUUUCUCAACAUUGUAUAAAACUUGCUUUUCACUUUAAAAUCAAGUUAUGGGGUCAAAUUUCCAAAACUAAUAUCACCUAUUAAAAUUCACUUUGUUUGAUUCAGAAAGAACGCCAAAGCCACUUCAGUGAAAUUUGAGUAAAUUGUCGCAGCUGAUUGUCAAAGUAAGACUAAUAUAUAAUGGCUUGUUCAAUAUGCUGCACAAUACAUUUCACUUUUGUUGAAUUUUGAAUGCUGUGUUUACCAGUUUGUUGUUGCUCUUUGCUCCACAUUAAUUUAAUCUUUAUAAUUUGAGGAUUCACUGUUUUCCUGGUUGUUUUAUUGAAAAAACACAUUGUCUCAAAACUCCUGUUUCAAUGAGUAAGUGUUCCUGUCCUGUUGUUUUUGUGGCUCACAUCAACUGGUGUCAGCUGAUACAGUUCAGUUGACUUUAGGCAUGUGGAUUUUCUUGAGAUUCCUUUUAAGCAUAUGAAAGCUGGUUUUGAUUCAGCCUGAAAAUGGCUUGUCAUCCCCACACUGAUAUAUUUCAGUGCCUA
Molecule: messenger RNA, 3262 nt
Organism: Thalassophryne amazonica
Lineage: Eukaryota; Metazoa; Chordata; Actinopteri; Batrachoidiformes; Batrachoididae
Gene: vps26a
Product: VPS26, retromer complex component A
Exons: 9
Coding region: 86-1072 (328 amino acids)
Biological process (GO): retrograde transport, endosome to Golgi; intracellular protein transport
Cellular component (GO): retromer complex; endosome
Source: RefSeq, a predicted model, not a curated record